Molecule: messenger RNA, 3720 nt
Organism: Miniopterus natalensis
Lineage: Eukaryota; Metazoa; Chordata; Mammalia; Chiroptera; Miniopteridae
Gene: TMCC2
Product: transmembrane and coiled-coil domain family 2
Biological process (GO): amyloid precursor protein metabolic process
Cellular component (GO): endomembrane system
Source: RefSeq, a predicted model, not a curated record
AUGCGCCGCGCCGCCCAGCUCCCCUGCCCUGCCCCUGCCCUGAAGCGGAAAGUUCGGGGGCCGGGGGCCGCCCUGCUCCUCCCGCACCAAUGACUGCCCAAGGACUGCCGCCGGCCAGCCUCCGCCGCGCUCCGCCGUCGCUCUCCAGGUCGUAAUGAACUGUUCCAAGCUGUACCCAAGGCUCUCCCUCCUCGUCGCUUCCUCCCAUUCCUUUAUAAAGAUUGAGUUCUUAAUUCAAGAAAUUGUCAUCCGUCGGCUUCUUUCCUCGUGAAUCAUUUAGACCCCGGGCCUCGUUUCCGAGUGUAAGAGGGGGUGCGGUCUCCCCCAAGACGGCUCGCCGGAAGGACAAAUUCCCCCGGGCCGACCCACGGACAGCAUGAAGAGGUGCAAGUCGGACGAGCUGCAGCCCCAGCAGGGAGAGGACGAUGGGGCUGGGCUGGAAGAUGCCGCCUGCCACCUGCCGGGCGCCGACCCCCGGCCCGGGCUGGCCAUGGGUGCUAACUCCGCUGGCGGGCCAACUUCAGACGCGGGCGCCGCCGCGGCACCCAACCCCGGCCCCCGCAGCAAGCCUCCCGAUUUAAAGAAAAUCCAGCAGCUCUCAGAGGGCUCCAUGUUCAGCCACGGCCUGAAGCACCUGUUCCACAGCCGCCGCCGGUCACGAGAGAGGGAGCACCAGCCGUCUCAGGAUUCGCAGCAGCAGCAGCAGCAGGGCGUGUCCGAUCAUGACUCCCCGGAUGAGAAGGAGCGCUCCCCAGAGAUGCAUCGGGUCUCCUAUGCCAUGUCCCUGCACGACCUGCCCGCCCGGCCCACCGCUUUCAACCGUGUGCUGCAGCAGAUCCGCUCCCGGCCCUCCAUCAAGCGGGGCGCCAGCUUGCACAGCAGUGGGGGCAGCAGCGGGGGCAGCAGCCGGCGCACCAAGAGCAGCUCCCUGGAGCCGCAGCGUGGCAGCCCCCACCUGCUGCGCAAGGCCCCCCAGGACAGCAGCCUGACCGCCAUCCUGCACCAGCACCAGUGUCGGCCCCGUUCCUCUUCCACCACUGACACGGCCUUGCUGCUGGCAGAUGGUGGCAAUGUGUACCUCUUGGCUGAGGAGGCCGAGGGCAUCGGGGACAAGGCUGACAAGGGAGACCUGGUGGCCGCGAGCCUCUCCGGCGGCCCCGGCCAUGCUGACACUGAUGGCCCCAUCAGCCUGGAUGUGCCCGACGGGGCCCCUGACCCGCAGCGGACCAAGGCCGCCAUCGAGCACCUGCACCAGAAGAUCCUGAAGAUCACGGAGCAGAUCAAGAUCGAGCAGGAGGCACGCGACGACAACGUGGCGGAGUAUCUGAAGCUGGCCAACAACGCGGACAAGCAGCAGGUGUCCCGCAUCAAGCAGGUGUUUGAGAAGAAGAACCAGAAGUCGGCCCAGACCAUCGCGCAGCUGCACAAGAAGCUGGAGCACUACCGCCGGCGCCUGCGGGAGAUUGAGCAGAACGGGCCCUCCAGGCAGCCCAAGGACGUGCUGCGGGACAUGCAGCAGGGGCUGAAGGAUGUGGGUGCCAAUGUGCGCGCCGGCAUCAGUGGCUUCGGGGGCGGCGUGGUGGAGGGCGUGAAGGGCAGCCUCUCGGGCCUCUCGCAGGCCACCCACACUGCGGUCGUGUCCAAGCCCCGGGAGUUCGCCAGCCUGAUCCGCAACAAGUUUGGCAGUGCUGACAACAUUGCCCACCUGAAGGACCCUCUGGAGGACGGGCCCCCCGAGGAGGCAGCCCGGACACUGAGUGGCAGCGCCACACUCGUGUCCAGCCCCAAGUAUGGCAGCGAUGACGAGUGUUCCAGUGCCAGCGCCAGUUCGGCUGGGGCUGGCAGCAACUCCGGGGCUGGGCCCGCUGGGGCGCUGGGGAGCCCCAAGUCGAACACACUGUAUGGGGCUCCCGGAAACCUGGAUGCUCUGCUGGAAGAGCUGCGGGAGAUCAAGGAGGGACAGUCCCACCUAGAGGACUCCAUGGAGGACCUGAAGGCUCAGCUGCAAAGGGACUACACCUACAUGACCCAGUGCCUGCAGGAGGAGCGCUACAGGUAUGAGCGGCUGGAGGAGCAGCUCAAUGACCUGACUGAGCUCCACCAGAACGAGAUGAGCAACCUGAAGCAGGAGCUGGCCAGCAUGGAGGAGAAGGUGGCCUACCAGUCCUAUGAGAGGGCUCGGGACAUCCAGGAGGCCGUGGAGUCCUGCCUGACCCGGGUCACCAAGCUGGAGCUGCAGCAGCAGCAGCAGCAGGUGGUGCAGCUGGAGGGCGUGGAAAACGCCAAUGCGAGGGCGCUGCUGGGCAAGUUCAUCAACGUGAUCCUGGCGCUCAUGGCCGUGCUUCUGGUGUUCGUGUCCACCAUCGCCAACUUCAUCACACCCCUCAUGAAGACGCGCCUGCGCAUCACCAGCACUGCCCUCCUGGUCCUCAUGCUCUUCCUCCUCUGGAAGCACUGGGACUCCCUCACCUACCUCCUGGAGCACGUGCUGCUGCCCAGCUGAGUGGCCAGCUGGUCCCUACCCCGUGCUCCCCCGCCCCCAUCUGGCCGUGACUCCCCAGGAGGGAUCUUGGGACUCCCCACUUCCUUGCACUUCUUCAUGUGUCUAGUUUGGCCUCCUGACCAAACUUCAUUCCAGCAGCUCCUGCCCCAUCUCCGUUCUUGCUUCUGUCUGCCACCUUCUCCCUGUUGGCUAGAAGGGGGCCUCGAGAGCAGCACUGGCUGGAGGUGGUGGGGACAUAUGUGGCCAAAUGGAGCCGAGGAGGGCACCGGGAUGGACUGUUUUGAUUAUUUGCAGUUGCACAAGAACUUCUCCCAGCUGACUUGGAUGCUGCCAGUCAGGAAGGCCAGUGAGAAUAGGAGCAGGAGAGGGCCAUGCCUCAGCGUUCCCAGGGAAGAGCCCACCCUGGUGGCAGCCACAGCUCCCUCCUGUGGGAGGCUCUGCUUGCCCCAGGGCCCAGAAUGAGGGGAAGAGGAGCUUCCCAGCCUUGGGCACCUGCUGAGCUGGGCCCGAGAGAAGGUUCAGCCCACCCCUCCCUCCUUCCUCCAGACCUGGUUUGAGGCUGGGUUCUGGGCUGGGCCCUUCGGGGAGCUGAAGGAUACAGGCUCUGGAGGCCUGGCCCGGGUGUGGCUUUGGACUUGUGUUUUCCCUGUCAUUAUUUCUGCCUGUCGCUGGAUCUGCUCUUUUCAGGGAACCAGACCCCAGGGGCCCCGAGCCUCAGCCUAAGCCCUUAGGCCUCUGGGAGCACCGGUGGGUACUAUUUAUUUAUUUAUUUGUUCAUUUGUACCUUACCCUACAGAGCUCCGGGGAGAGGUCGCCCGUCCUCUCUCUGAAGCCAGGGCUUAUUCUUGGCUGUCAGGCACUUCAUACCAUUUAGCCUCUGGAUAAUCCUGGCUGGGAGAAGUGGGGCAAAGCCACCCAGCCCCUCUCCCAAGUAGCCUUUUGAGCCAGGAGAGGAGGAGCGGAGCUUCUCUUUUCUAUGUCUAUUUAUUUUGUAUGUGUGUAUUUGUGUGGAGGAGGUUGUUUGUUGCUUUAUUUUUUUAAGGCUCUAGAGUGUUGUGUAUGGUUUCUCUUCACAUCCCAGUCUCCCCAUGAGCACUUCCAUGAAGAGAGGGGAUUUCUCAGAAAAGGAGAGAGAAAUCCCCUAGCAUGGGGGAGGGGAGUGGCUGCCAGCUGUUGUGGACCUUACGAGAAAUAAAUAUCCUCUAAAUUUUCAACCA